AUGAGCAAGGUCUGCACAGAUCUGCCAGCGUACACACCGGAAAUUUUUCCCGCUGCAGAGAAUGACUCCUGCUUCCAGCUGCAAGACAUCCUCGACUUCUGCGACCCAUUAAUCGACGGUGAAUUGUUUGAAGGCCUGGAAAUGGACGGCUACCUACAGAUUCCGACCUCUGAUUCAAACCAGCCAAACAAGAUCGGCGAUUCUCAAGCAAAGAAACAGAGAGGUGAGUGUAGCUCGAGGAAAAGAAAAUCAGAUGAACUUGGUGUUAAGGUCGCAUUUAAGACAAUGUCGGAUGUUGAGAACUUGGAUGACGGAUACAGAUGGAGGAAGUAUGGAAAGAAGAUGGUUAAGGACAACCGAAACCCUAGGAAUUACUACCGGUGCUCCCAUGGAGGCUGCAGCGUGAAGAAGAGGGCUGAAAGAGACAGUGAAGAUCCAAGGUUCGUGAUCACCACGUAUGAGGGUACGCACAACCACGAGUGCCCCUAUGUCAUUUACUACAUCACACCACAACAUGAUUGCGAUGUAGGCGUCAUUAGUGCUGCCCAGAUUCCUUUCGUCUCUCACGGUGCACCAUGCGCCGGCCGGCAGGGAUUCUACCUGUCUAACUAUAUAGAGAGCUAG
Messenger RNA from Nymphaea colorata (pocket water lily), 624 nucleotides. RefSeq names its product probable WRKY transcription factor 45. The transcript has 3 exons. Lineage: Eukaryota; Viridiplantae; Streptophyta; Magnoliopsida; Nymphaeales; Nymphaeaceae. Gene Ontology annotation, biological process: regulation of DNA-templated transcription. Gene Ontology annotation, molecular function: DNA-binding transcription factor activity; sequence-specific DNA binding. Bases 1 to 624 code for a protein of 207 amino acids. The record is from RefSeq and is a predicted model, not a curated record.